Molecule: messenger RNA, 2562 nt
Organism: Phragmites australis (common reed)
Lineage: Eukaryota; Viridiplantae; Streptophyta; Magnoliopsida; Poales; Poaceae
Exons: 2
Coding region: 256-2517 (753 amino acids)
Source: RefSeq, a predicted model, not a curated record
AUGGCAUGCAGGACCAGCAAGCCGGCCGGUUAUUGUAUAUCUAUCUAUCUAUAUAUAGAGGCAAGGGAUGCAGGCAGUGCAUGCCCAUUAUAUUGCUACCAAGUGUUCACUGAUUAUAUUGCUACCAAGUGUUCACUGAUUUCGAUACAGCUCAAUUUUGGAUUGGUGGCGCCAAAUUCACAAUUUAUUUAUAGCUAGCCGUCGAUCGAAGAAACUGCAGGCAGGCAGGCAAGCAGGCAGCUCGCUCGGCCGGCGAUGGGUGGUUUUAAUCCUCCGGUGCCGCAGCAGGACAGCAACUGGGAGAUCAGGGUGGCGGUGCAGCUCAGCCUCCUCCUGCAGAUCAUCCUCAUCUUCGUCGGCCCCAUGCGCAAGCGCUCCUCCUCCCAGUGGCCCCGCUUCGCCGUCUGGUCCUGCUACCUCCUCGCCGACUGGGUCGCCGACCUCGCCCUCGGCCUCCUCCUCAAUAACAUGGGCAACAUCGGCGGCGGCGGGAACUCCACUUCAAGCUUCGGUCUCAAGCGCGGGGGUGGCGGCCCCAACGCCGGUGCCAUCGCCGGCAACAACAACGCCAGCAGCAGCAACAGCCCCAUCAUCUUCGCCUUCUGGACACCGUUCCUGCUGCUCCACCUGGGCGGCCCGGACACCAUCACCGCCUACUCCCUUGAGGACAACGAGCUGUGGCUCCGCCACCUCAUCGGCCUCCUCUUCGAGCUCUUCUCCGCCGCCGUCAUCUUCUUCUGCUCCCUGCACGGCAACCCCAUGAUCCCGGCCACCGUCCUCAUGUUCGUCGCCGGCAUCAUCAAGUACGCUGAGCGCACCUACUCCCUCUACUCCGGCAGCGUCAAUGGCUUCCGCACCAACAUUCUGGAACCCGCAGACCCCGGCCCCAACUACGCCAAACUCAUGACGGAGUUCGACGCCAAGGAGAAGGCCGGCCUUGUCGUGGAGAUCACCAUCGCCAACGGUGAGGCCGACCAGGCGCAGAAGGAGGCCGAGACAGAGGAGACCAGGCGGCUGAUGGUGUUGACCAACAAGACCGUGGAGGCGCGGGCGUACGAGUUCUUCCGCAUCUUCCGGCGCCUCUUCGUGAACCUCAUCCUCAGCUUCAAGGAGCGCCGGCUCAGCCAGGCUUUCUUCCUGGAGCGCGAGGACCUGAAACCCAGCGAGGCGUUCGAGGUCAUCGAGGUGGAGCUCAACUUCAUCUACGACAUGGUGUACACCAAGGCUCCCGUGGCCCACACCAAGGCUGGCUGGGUCCUCCGCUCCGUCUGUUCCUCCUGCCUCGUCUCCGCGCUCAUCAUCUUCUUCCUCCUCGACAAGCGCCACGCCAAGAUGGAGCCCUCCGACGUCGGCAUCACGUACGCGCUGCUCCUGGGCGGGCUGGCGCUUGACGCGGCGGCGCUGCUCAUGCUCUUGUUCUCCAACCGUGCCAUUGUCUUCCUCGAGCAGUCCCGACGGUUCAAGUGUCUCGGGUGGCUGACCAAGGCGGUCAGGCAGUGGCGGCCUCGGCGCUGGUCGGGGACGACCUCGCAGAUGAACCUCAUCAGCUACUGCCUGGACAAGCCGGACAAUUACAGAAACAGAGGUGGGUGCUGGCUUAAGGUCGCCGACAAGCUAGGCGUCGAGGAGAUCGUCGACGACUUCUUCUUCAUCCACCGCGUGCCACUCAGCAAGCACGAGAUCAUGGGGGAGAACCGUCUCCUCAAGUUCAUCUUCGACGGUCUCAAGGACGCUGCCAGGGAUCUGAAAAAGAAGGAGGACAUCAUGAAUGUGUGCAACUACAGAGGCCACGGCGUCCUCGAGCACCACAAGUACGACAUCAAGGAGGCCCUCCGGAACGAUGAGAAGAAGUUCGAUGUAAUCAUGAACAGCGUGAAGAACAGGGACUUCGACGAGUCCCUGCUGCUGUGGCACGUCGCCACGGAUCUGUGCCUCCGUGGCGACGACAGGAUACGGCCGGAGGCGAAGGACACCGAGUGGAUGCGGUUCGUCGGCGAGACCCUGUCGGAGUACAUGCUGUACCUACUGAUCAAGCAGCCGGAGAUGUUGUCGGCGACGGCGGGCAUCGGGCUGCUUCGGUACCGGGACACGUGCGCGGAGGCCCGGCGGUUCUUCGGUCCUGUCACUGCGGCCGCGUGGAUGACCGACCGCGCGGACGUGCAGGGGUUCCACAAGGAAGCGCGGAAGAUGCUGCUGAGCGUGAACACGUCGGAGAAGCCGGCGGUGGUGAAGGGCGACCGGAGCAAGUCGGUGCUGUUCGACGCGUGCAUCCUGGCCAAGGUGCUGAUGGAGCUGGACGAUGGGGGGCUCAGGUGGGAGGUGUUGACGGGGGUGUGGAGGGAGAUGCUCACGUACGCGGCAGGCAAGUGCCGGGGGAGCACGCACGUGCGGCAGCUCAGCCGCGGUGGCGAGCUCAUCACACUCGUGUGGUUCCUCAUGGCGCACAUGGGACUCGGCGACAUGUACCAGAUCCAGGAAGGGGACGCCAAGGCCAAGCUCAUCGUCAUCGACCAGUAGCAACUAGCAAGCUGGAGUAUCAUAUGUUUGAUUGAUUAUUUUUCG